AUGAGCUGGGGACGGAGGUAUCAUGAUUCGUGCUCUCUCCGCUACACGCGUUUCGAGUCGAUCACGUCUGACGAGUUAGAUGCCUUGGAGAAGGCCAGUUAUCAUCAACACGCUGCAACGCCUGCGGACGAUGCGCAACCGCCUUGGAUACCCAGACUUGGAAACCUCGGCGUACGAAACAGGAUUGAUGUAUCUAUCACUCCUGUUAACCACUUAGCUUAG
This is a messenger RNA of Pleurotus ostreatus (oyster mushroom), 222 nucleotides long. RefSeq lists its product as uncharacterized. Bases 1 to 222 code for a protein of 73 amino acids. The record is from RefSeq and is a predicted model, not a curated record. The transcript has 2 exons. NCBI's taxonomy places the organism in Eukaryota, Fungi, Basidiomycota, Agaricomycetes, Agaricales, Pleurotaceae.